AACAGCCUGACAAGAGACAGUAACAACAGGAAAGGAGAAGAAACAGGAUUAGAAAUAUGUGUACCAUCAAGCUAUAUUUGAUUGUUGGUCUGCUGAUCAAAUUAACGAUUGGUCAUCCAGUAGAUCAGAUGAAAUGCAAGGCAGACAUUGCUUUCGUUGUCGACUCAUCCAGUAGUAUAUGGGAGGUUGAUUUCGGUGUCCAGAAGGAUUUCAUCGAAGAUUUAGUCAGACGCUUUGACGUUGGGCCGGAGGAUGUCCAGUUUGCUGCAGUCUCCUAUAGCGCAAAUGUGUAUGACGAGUUCAAGUUCAACGCCGGAAGUGACCAAUCGAGUGUCAUUAAAGACGUUGGCGACAUUCGGUAUAGCCAAGGACCAGCCACCAGGACGUAUAAAGCUAUUGAACGCAUGCGUACCUAUCUGUUUGCUCCCGGUAAAGGUUCUCGUGACGAUGUAGUUCACGUGGGUAUUAUCCUAACAGACGGGACAACCAACCCUGGGAAUUAUGACAGACUUUCGACCAGAAUGGGCAAAGCCGAAACGCAAAAGCAAGCGCAGUUAGCUAAGGACGACGGCAUAUACUUGUUUGCUGUCGGUAUCGGACCUGGUGUGAAUGAAGACGAACUUCGAGGAAUAGCUACUGACCCCGACGACCUGUUCAUGAUCAAAGUGGAUAGCUACAACCAGUUGAACACAGAGAAAGUCAAGAAGGUGCUCUCCUACAGGGCGUGUCACGCCGUAACAACGCAAGCCCCUCCGGUCACUAGCCUUCUACCAAUCACGCCUACCAAACCUCAAGGAGAGGAUCCAAAAGAAGUGUGCCAAGGUAAACCUGCCGACGUCUUUUUCCUAAUUGACGAGUCGAGCAGCAUCCAUUCCCACGAGAACUUUCAGCUGGAAUUGUCGUUUGUGCAGCAGGUUAUAGACUACCUAGACGUAAGUGUCGAUCUGACCCAUGUUGGAGCCCUGACCUUCAGUAAUAAUGCCACCAUGCGUUUCCCACUCAACCAGUUCACCAACAAGGACGAGCUGAAAUCCGCCGUAAAGGCAAUUGACUGGAGGGGAGGUAACACAUUCACAAACGAGGCUCUCAAAAUGCUCAAAAAUGAUGGAUUUGCAGUCGCGAACGGGGCACGGAAAGGAGUUGCACAUAUCGGGAUCAUUAUCACGGACGGAAACUCUACCAACCCGUACAAAACCCGCGAGGAAGCCGCCCAGGUUCUUAAUAAAGGCAUUUACAUGUUUGCAAUUGGCGUCGGAUCCGUGUACAGACCCGAGUUAAACACCUUGGCAUCCGACCCAAAUUCAGAUUUUGUUUUCACUGUCGAAAAUCUUGGAGCUCUUAACAAAAUCAAAGAAAUAUUGGCCUACAGGGUCUGCGAAGAAAACCAACAGGACACACCACAGGAAAUUUGUAGACAACAGACAGCAGAUAUUGUAUUUGUGGCGGACGCAUCCACUAGUAUCGGACAAUCGGACUUUAAAAAACUACUCAGCUUCAUCGGAGAAGUUGUCAGUCAGUUCGACAUCGGCGUAGACGCCACACGUGUUGGCCUAAUAACCUUCGCCAAUACAUCAAAGAUUGAGUUCAACCUGAAUUCGUACACAUCUUCGGCUGAAAUAAACAAGGCUAUCUCAAAGGUCAAAUACACAACAGGACUUACGUAUACUGCCGAGGCUAUACAAAUGAUGUUCGACCAGAUGUUUACAACUGAUUCCGGUGCAAGAGGAGGAGAUAUUCCGCAGAUUGGAAUUAUAAUCACUGAUGGAAACUCACGCGAGCCGAAAAAGACGUAUGCGAUGGCAGGGGCAGCACAUGAGCUUGGAAUCCGCAUGUUUGCAAUCGGCGUCGGCCAGUACAUAGUGGAGGACGAGCUGAAGGUCAUGUCCUCUGACCUGGACAGCUAUUUCAUGGUCGAUGAUUUCUCAGCAUUAAACUCUAUCCGCCAAGUCCUGACUACAAAAACUUGUAAAAAAGGAACGAAAACAAAAGGAAAGCGAAUGUCUGAAAAGUUGGGACUGGAGAUCGAGGAAAGAAGACUGCAGGAGAUCGAGACCUUCAUUGACAUCCUAAAAAGAGCUGAAUCAUUAAACUGAAACCGAUGUGGCCAGCAAUCCGGAGGCAAAUUUCACUUAAAGCGUAUUUCAAUAUAUUUGCUGUCCUAAAUUAUGUUUUAUAUUACCAAAUAAAGUCAGAAUAUUUCAACAUA
Messenger RNA from Mizuhopecten yessoensis (Yesso scallop), 2206 nucleotides. Its product is annotated as cartilage matrix protein-like. The transcript is spliced from 12 exons. The coding region runs from base 57 to 2093 and encodes 678 amino acids. The record is from RefSeq and is a predicted model, not a curated record. NCBI's taxonomy places the organism in Eukaryota, Metazoa, Mollusca, Bivalvia, Pectinida, Pectinidae.